This is a messenger RNA of Serendipita indica DSM 11827, 447 nucleotides long. NCBI's taxonomy places the organism in Eukaryota, Fungi, Basidiomycota, Agaricomycetes, Sebacinales, Serendipitaceae. The record is from the annotation of a GenBank genome assembly.
AUGAAUAUUCAUAUGCGGAAACAACGCCUCCGCAUGUUUGACGAUGGUUUAGAGCAGGCGAGAUCCAUCAAGGCCGACUCUGAAGAGUCCCAAUCAUUAAAGCCACUUGCGAACAGUGCCAGCAGUCUUGUUUUACUAUUUGAACAAGUCAAAGAGAACGGCAGGAAGGACGCGUGGAUUGGCUUGUGUCAAGACCUAUUGUCUCAAAUAUCUGACAUACACAAGGAUCUACUGGAAUGCGGAUCAAUGCCCGGGGAUCUGACGGCGCUCCUAGAAGCGUUUGGUCAAUAUGAAAGUUUACUGGAGAAUGCUCUGGAGGGAGCGAGAGAUGCAUGGAGUUCGGAGGAAUUGAGGUUGGUGGACCGGGACGCAGAUAGGAGGUGGAAGGACGUCAUGAGGGAAGUCUCUAUACUCCUUCACAGGAACACCCUCAAUGAAAGUGGCUAA